Spea bombifrons (plains spadefoot toad) is the source of this 367-nucleotide messenger RNA. Its product is annotated as ribosomal protein S6 kinase beta-2-like. Gene Ontology annotation, molecular function: ATP binding; protein serine/threonine kinase activity. The coding region runs from base 29 to 289 and encodes 86 amino acids. Gene Ontology annotation, biological process: protein phosphorylation. The record is from RefSeq and is a predicted model, not a curated record. The transcript is spliced from 2 exons. NCBI's taxonomy places the organism in Eukaryota, Metazoa, Chordata, Amphibia, Anura, Pelobatidae.
GAACAAAUUCCCCACUUUUCGGGUGCAAAUGGUGGCAAACAUCAGAUCAUACGCCUUCUUUAACAGUAUCAACUGGGAAGAGCUUGAGGCUGGGAGAGUAGCCCCACCAUUUACCCUGGAAAGACCAUCUCUGGAGCAUUUGAACAGGAUUGCGGAGCAGAGCCCAUCGAUGCCAUCAACGGACCCCCAAGAGCCGCCUCUGUCUUCAAAAGAACAAGAGAUGUUCCGUGGCUUUACCUUUGUGAGCCCCAUAGCGCUCACCGCUCUGCCCGCACCUGCUGCCCGCUGAGAUUUCAACCAAGAUGAACAUCAACAUGGUUGAACAAUGGACAAUUGAUAACCACCAAUAAAUAAACAUUCAAUUUGU